Molecule: messenger RNA, 4220 nt
Organism: Haemorhous mexicanus (house finch)
Lineage: Eukaryota; Metazoa; Chordata; Aves; Passeriformes; Fringillidae
Product: acid-sensing ion channel 2-like
Exons: 2
Coding region: 1093-2211 (372 amino acids)
Biological process (GO): sodium ion transmembrane transport
Cellular component (GO): membrane
Molecular function (GO): ligand-gated sodium channel activity
Source: RefSeq, a predicted model, not a curated record
CACACGAAACAUCUGGAGAUCCUCCGGGGGGCCGAGCCGGGGGCUCAGGAGGGGCUGGGCACAGCCCCGGCCCCGCCGAGGCACAGCCAGGGCCAGACUGAGCCCGGCUGGAGCUGCCGGGCUCGGGUCCCUCUCCCUGCCCUGCCCAGCCGCGGGCUCCGAAUCCCUGUGCGACCCACGGCUCCCAGCGCUUCUCCCUGAGAGUCCUGCAGGGCAGGAGGGCUCUGAGGCAGACAGAGCAGAGAGGAGAGACGCUCCAGCCCCGCCGCUGCCCAGCUCUUGCCCUGACGGGGUUUUGCUCGGAGCUGCCGUGUGAAAGAGAAGCGUGUUAAUGCACCUCCUUCCAAUCUGUGUGAGUGCGUGCAGCUGAGCAGCAGUCCCCUUCUUUUCUUUUAUUUUUCAGCCGUUCCUUUUAUUUUUUAGCCUUUCCUUUCCGCUCCCCCUUUUGCUCUCCUAUUUCUCCCUCUGAAUUAGCUGCCCACCUUUCCCUUGCAAAUCACACCGACAGCACAGGCUGGGUUUUCGGGGUGGUGUUUUCUGCUCAAAAUGGAGAGGUGAGGAGGAGGAGAGAUGCCUGAAUCCUGCAGUCGCAUCCCCGGAGCUCGGGGAGCAUCUCCCGGUCGGACUGAAGAUACGCGGGAAGCAGCAUACUCGGCUUUCCGUACUAGUUAACGGCCUGCGAGCUGCCUCCGCUUGUUUUAGGCUCGUUCGCUUAAUCUCAGCUCCCCUCGGCGCGUGUGUGCUUGUGUGUGUGUGUGUGUGCAGGGGGAGGACUUUAUUGCCAUUGGCUCAGCUUUCGCUGCCCACCCACAUCUCUUCCACAUCACCUUGGUGUCUCCCUAAAUAAAACCAGCCCUCCUUAUCGCACCGAGGAAAUCAAGACCAAGAGUUUGAAUGGAUUUUAUAUAAAUAUUUACCCCGACGAAGCCACUGCUGAGCUCGUGGGAUAAACUCGCAGCAGCUGGUCUCACUCUGCUUCCCUCGCCUGCCUCUGAAAGGGUUUAAAUUACUUUGGAGAGGAGAGGGGAGAGAUCCAGAUUCCAGUUCUGGCUCAGACUGACCCAAAAAGCAGGACCAGGAUUUAAAUGAACUAUGGAUCUGAAGGACAGCAACAGCGAGGACAGCAUGGGCAGCCUGCAGCCUUCCAGCAUCCAGAUUUUUGCCAACACCACCACGCUCCAUGGGAUACGUCAUGUCUUUGUCUACGGGCCGGUCACCAUCCGGCGCCUGCUCUGGACCUUGGCCUUUGUGGGCUCGCUGGGUCUGCUCCUGGUGGAGAGCUCGGACAGGGUGGCUUUUUACUUCUCCUACCAGCAUGUGACCAAAGUGGACGAGGUGGUGGCGAACAGUCUGGUGUUUCCUGCUGUCACCAUCUGUAACCUCAACGAGUUCCGCUUCUCUCAGCUCACCACCAACGACCUGUACCAUGCUGGGGAGCUCCUGGCUCUGCUGGAUGUGAACCUGCAGAUCCCCAACCCUCACCUGGCUGACCCUGCUGUCUUAGCCACCCUCCAAGAAAAGGCCAACUUUAAGCAGUAUAAACCCAAAGUUUUCAGCAUGCAAGAGUUCUUGGCACGGGUUGGCCACGACCUGAAGGAUAUGAUGCUGUACUGCAAGUUCAGGGGCCAGGAGUGCAACCACAAGGACUUCAAAACUCUGCCACUGGAUGGGAGUAACAUGGAGCCCCAAACAGCACAGGUGUGUGGUGUGGCCAUGCAGGGAGGAGGAGAAGCCUUGAAUCCAAUAUUUGGCACCACCCCAAGCUCGGACCAGCCAUCCCAGGGAGGGAUUCACUGUGGGUGUCUCCAACCCAGGCAUUGCCCAGGAGGUGCCACCUGCUCAGGCAUUGCUGGGAGAAGAGGACAGUGGUUCAGGAGUGACUGCAGGAGAAGCAGAACACCCACUGCACUGAAUCCCCCAGGCUCUUGUGAAGAACCAGUUCACAGUCUGUGCUUUGAGGAGAGAUCAUUAUACCCGAGUCUGGAUUUCAGACAGCCUUUGGAUAUCAUCAUUCCCUGUUCCCUGAAAGAGCUGUCAUCUCUAGGUUCAGAAAUAAAUAGAAAAUACAAUGUCAAGAGCAAGGUCUCCUCCACCAACUCCCAGAAGAUCCAACUGUUGCAUGACAGACUCACAUCAUCUCUUGAAAACUUUUCCCAAACACUCUGCAUCAUUUGUUUCUGGCCCACAUGGGCACCAAAGUGCAGACACUGAAAUGCUCCUGAAUGCAUCCCUCUGUUCCUUAUUCCUGAGUUUGUGGUGGGAUCUCUUGUUACUGUAUGUCAGGUUGAUGUGAAGGUGCACUGUGAGGUGCCCUCAGGUGCAGUGUGAGGAGGAGAAACUGCUCUCCCAUGAGGCAUUUCCUCUGUGGCUCUAGGUGGGGAUGUCUGGCUGAUGGCUGCAUGAUUUGGGUGAUGGUUGCAGGCAGCUCUUGUUCAGGACAGCUUAGGCUGUCCCCUCACUCUGUAACACCACAUUCCCAUCUGGGCUGAGCAGGACUGGGGAACUGACAAACAGGUGAAGGUGGCUGAGCCCCCUCUGGAGAGGGGUCAGGGUGGCAUCUGCUCCCAGGCCUGCUCUGACACCAGUGGAAUGUGCUAAAAGGAAGAGAUUUGGGUUCCCUACUUCGGUACAGAAUGGGCUGGGAACACAGAGCAUUUAUCCAGGUGUUUCACAAGUCAUACUGGCACUGAACAAACACUGAUGACAACUGCAAGGAUUUCACUCAAAACUCUCCUGGCAGCAUGGUGCCUCUUCAGCUCCAGGAGUGUGCCCUUCCUGAGUCUUUGGGAAUGUCCCUCCAACUGCCAGAUGCAGAACCUGAGGAGGACAGGCACCAGAGUGAGGGACAAAAAUGAGGAUAUUUGUUAUUAUCCAGUAAUAUUUUAGGAAGCUGUGGAAAUCAGGAGUAUGGUUCAGUUGCCCCAUGAUCAUGGAGUCGUGGAAUGGUCUGGGUUGGAAGGGAUGUGAAAAAUCAUCCAGUGCCACCCCCUGCCAUGGGCAGAGACACCUUCCACAAUCCCAGGCUUCUCCAAACCCCAUCCAACCUGGCCUUGGACACUUCAGGAAUGGGGCAGCCACAGCUGCUCUGGGCACCCUGUGCCAGGACCUGCCAACCCUCACAGGGAAGGAUUCCUUCCCAAUAUUUAAUAAUUCUGCUGCAGAGAGCAGACAUUUCUCAGCCUGUGUCAGUACAUGGUUGGAGGGGUGUAUGUAGCCCCUGGAGCCCAUCUCAACCACCCCAGAAAGAGGGAACUCCUGUGUUCCUUCUGGAGUUACUUCUUAUGGAUCCAGCCAGCCAGGCCAGCCUUCCCACAGAUCCAGGCCAAGGACUGCCUUUGCUAGAAGGUGGAGAUUUCAUAUUCCCACAGAAAGGGAGGCAUCAUCCAAAUGUUCUGUUCCUGGGUUUAGAAGAGAAAGAUUGAAACAAAUCUGCACAGAAAAUGAAUCUGCAUUAAAUCCUGGUUAUUUUAGAACUACAUCAAGCUCAUGACAGAAAACAUAUCCUACCAUGGCUAAUUCUGUCUUUGGAUUAGCUGGGCCAGGGUGGGGAAUUGAGCCAAAAAGAGCCAGAAACUCCUGCUAGCAAGUGCUGGCUCCCAUUUGGGAACCCCACAGCCAGCUGUGCUUGGUGGGAUGCGGGGCUGUCACUCAGGAAUGCCCUGCCCUGAUCCUGGCUCCUUGGCAGAGUUCCCAGGGAAGGAGGUCAGCAGGAGUACAGGGCCCAUUGAGUGGCUUUGGAGGCUGCCCUGCUAAACCCCAUUGGGUUGGGGCUUGAGGCAGCAAAGGAGGGAGGGAGCAGAUGGAGUGGGAAGAUCCCCCAGCACCUCCAAACCCUUCUCAUGUCCCUGUGUCAGGGACAGCACAGGCCAGGCAAGGCUGGGAGUGACCGUUCCCUGGGGAAAGCCAGCGGGGCUGGGGCUGGAGCUUCUCCUCUGCCAGCAGAGAAAUCCCUGAGCUGAUGGAGCUGCCUGCCCUCAGGGGCUGCCAUCCUGCACAGCUUCCCUUGGCAAAGCCCUUGGCUCCACCAGCACAGCUGGCUCAGGGUUUUCCAGCUCAAUUAGCUUUUGUCUGGUUUAUUGAGAUUUGGGGCUAAAGUGCAGACUCUUGUUACUUUUGAAAGUAAGUUUAGGAGGAAAGAUAUUCUGUUUGCCACUGGUACAGCAAAUCCUGUAUGGUUUUGGUUCACUCUGAUGUCAAUAAAAUUUUUCCUUUUUUUAUAA